UCUAAAUAGUAUAUGUCAUUUUUUUUUUGGUAAAAAUCGGAGGAAUAUGUAUGGAUUUCAGGAGAAACUUCAUCCCCGACCAGACUUUGUGAAAAAACUAGUGGUAGUUGGGGACGGAGGAUGUGGAAAGACAUGUCUACUUAUUGUAUAUAGCCAGGGAUCAUUUCCAGAGAAAUAUGUUCCAACAGUUUUUGAGAAUUAUGUUACGAAUGUUUACUAUGGAUCGAAUAAUAAAAUUGUAGAAUUAGCAUUAUGGGAUACGGCGGGUCAAGAAGAAUAUGAUCGACUUCGACCUUUAAGUUAUCCGGAAAGUGAUGUGGUUUUGAUAUGUUUUGCAAUUGAUUAUCCUUCGAGUUUAGAAAAUGUUACGGAUAAGUGGUAUCCUGAAGUUACACAUUUUUGUCCAAAUAUACCGAUUGUUUUGGUAGGAUUAAAGUCGGAUUUACGAAAAAACAGGAAUGCAAUUGGAUUAUUGAGAUCACAAGGUUUAAAUCCAGUUACAUAUCAACAAGCUGUUUCUGUUGCAGAAGAAAUUAAAUCGCAAUAUCUAGAAUGUUCUUCAAAGGAAAAUGUAGGAGUUAAGGAAGUUUUUGAUCUCGCUAUUUCUUUAGCUAUAAGUAAUAAACGAUUUAAAAAAUUGCGUAAAGGCAUAUGUCAAAUCUUAUGAUUUCUUAAAUAUAUUUUAUAUUUAAAAAUCUUAAUUGGUAUUUGG
Molecule: messenger RNA, 712 nt
Organism: Pneumocystis carinii B80
Lineage: Eukaryota; Fungi; Ascomycota; Pneumocystomycetes; Pneumocystales; Pneumocystaceae
Product: GTP-binding protein rho4
Exons: 5
Coding region: 47-667 (206 amino acids)
Biological process (GO): small GTPase-mediated signal transduction
Molecular function (GO): GTPase activity; GTP binding
Source: RefSeq, a predicted model, not a curated record